AUGGCUCGAUGGAAACCACUCAGCCCGAGCUCAUCACAAACAGCCCGCAAAAUCGCUCACACGAGGCUUUCAAGCUCCCGUGAAAAACCGCGCACACAGCCCAUCCGGGGGACUCUUAACAAUGCCAAACCGCGAAGCAUCCAAAAGGGCCAGACGGAACCUGAAAGGAACCAUGGCCGUGCCGUUGCGUUACGGUGCCCACCCGCCUGCCCGGGUGAGCGUGCCGGGAUUCGAAGGCGGUUGAUCAGGGCUGGCGGUGAGAAGAUCGGGCCGGCCUAUAUUGAUAAGGGUAGAGAAGCCGUUUCAAUUCAGUGA
Molecule: messenger RNA, 315 nt
Organism: Histoplasma capsulatum G186AR
Lineage: Eukaryota; Fungi; Ascomycota; Eurotiomycetes; Onygenales; Ajellomycetaceae
Exons: 4
Coding region: 1-315 (104 amino acids)
Source: RefSeq, a predicted model, not a curated record